CGGCCCUUUUAAUUCCCCUCCCACACGCGCCCGGAGCCGCGAGGGCGGCGCGCGGCGGCGAUUGGCGCGAAGCGGGAGCGGGAAGGGGCUCGGUGUCGCCAUGUGCUCCCUGGGGCUGUUCCCGCCGCCGCCUCCCCCUGGGGAUGUCACCCUGUACGAGCUCAACAACGCCCUGGUCUGCGGCCGCCUCAGCGAGCAGCUCCCGCUGGCCUUCCAGAGCCAGGUUCCCGACCUGCCCGUGCUGACCCUGCCCAAGGAGCCCCUCAAGGCCCACGGCCGCCUGGAGCCCAGCGCCCGCCCGCCCUUCAUCCACCACCGCGAGUCCCUCUGGAAGCGCUGCCUCAGCGCCUGGCGCGACGCCGGGCUCUGCGGGCUGCUGCGGGAGCUGGCCAGCGCCGAGGAGGAGGGGCUGCGGUGGCUGCGCACGGGCUCGAGCCACGCGCUGGCCGUGUGCCGCUGGCUGUCCUCGCUGCACGGGUCCCUGUUCCCGCACCUGUCCCUCACCAGUGAGGACAUGAUUGCAGCCUUCUCCCAGGCCGUGGACUGGGCUGGCUGCACCAUCCGGGCCUUUGCCUGGCACCCCCACACCAACAAAUUCGCUGUGGCUCUUCUGGACGAUUCCAUCCGCGUCUACAACUCCAGCAGUGCCACCGUGCCCUCGCUGAAGCACCGCCUGCAGAGGAACGUGGCCGCCAUGGCCUGGAAGCCUCUCUGUGCCUCCAUCCUGGCCGUGGCCUGCCAGAGCUGCGUCCUCGUGUGGCACCUGGACCCCACCUCCCUCUCCACCAGGCCCUCGUCGGGCUGUGCCCAGGUGCUGUCUUGCCCCGGGCACAGCCCUGUCACCAGCCUGGCCUGGGCGCCCAGCGGCGAGCGGCUGCUCUCGGCGUCACCCGUGGACACGGCCAUGCUGGUGUGGGACGUGUCCACCGAGACCUGUGUCCAGCUGCAGUGGUUUGGGGGUGGCGGUGUCACCUACUUGGCCUGGUCCCCUGAUGGCAGCAAGGUGCUGGCAGCCACCCCCUCGGCCGUGUUCCGGGUGUGGGAGGCCCAGAUGUGGACCUGUGAGCGCUGGCCCACCAUCAGGGGACGCUGCCAGACAGGCUGCUGGAGCCCCGAUGGCAGCCGGCUGCUCUUCACUGUGCUGGGCGAGUCCGUCAUCUACUCCUUGUCCUUCUCCGAGUACCGGGGAGAGAUGCAGGGGACAGUGGGGGGCUCCAAGACGGCCUCCAUCGUGGCAGACCUGUCCGAGACCACCUUCGAGACCCUCUACGGGGAGGAGAGGAUCGGAGGAGAGGUUCAUUCCAUGGUGUGGGACCCCACCGGGGAGAGGCUGGCGGUGAUCCUCAGAGGACCCCCCGAGUGCGCGGGCAGCCCGCCGGCCGUGGCCGUGUUCCGCACCCGCAACAGCCCCGUCUUCGAGCUGCUGCCCUGCGGCUUCGUGCGGGGCGAGCGCGGUGCCCGGCCCCAGCUCAUCUCCUUCCACCCCUGCUUCCCUCAGGGCGCCCUCCUGACCGUGUGCUGGUCCUCGGGGAGGAUCUCCCACAUCCCCUUCUUCUUCGUCAGCGCCCUGGAGCCCCGCGGCAGCCCCCGCCGCAGCCCCGCGCCCGUGCUGGGCAGUGUCCGGGAGCAGCCGCUCUUCUCCGAGCUCUGAGAGGCCCCCGGGGCUUCCUCGGGCACCCCAGGGCCUCCCUGGGCACCCCAGAGCCUCCCUGGGCACCCCAGGGCCUCCUCGGGCACCCCAGGGCCUCCUUGGGCACCCCAGAGCCUCCUCAGGCACCCCGGAGCCUCCUCAGGCACCCCAGGGCUUCCUCGGGCACCCCAGAGCCUCCCUGGGCACCCCAGAGCCUCCUCAGGCACCCCAGAGCCUCCCUGGGCACCCCGGGGCUUCCUCGGGCACCCCAGAGCCUCCCUGGGCACCCCAGGGCCUCCUCAGGCACCCCAGAGCCUCCCUGGGCACCCCAGAGCCUCCUCGGGCACCCCAGGGCUUCCCUGGGCACCCCAGAGCCUCCCUGGGCACCCCAGGGCCUCCUCGGGCACCCCAGGGCCUCCCUGGGCACCCCAGGACUUCCUUGGGCACCCCAGGGCCUCCUUGGGCAUCCCAGAGCCUCCCUGGGCACCCCAGAGCCUCCUCGGGCACCCCAGAGCCUCCUCGGGCACCCCAGAGCCUCCCUGGGCACCCCAGGGCUUCCUCGGACACCCCAGAGCCUCCCUGGGCACCCGAGAGCCUCCUCAGGCACCCUGGGGCUUCCUCGGGCACCCCAGAGCCUCCUCGGGCACCCCAGGGCUUCCUUGGACACCCCAGGGCCUCCUCGGGCACCCCAGGGCCUCCUCGGGCACCCCAGGGCCUCCUCAGACACCACAGAGCCUCCUCGGGCACCCCAGGGCCUCCCUGGGCACCCCAGGGCCUCCUCAGGCACCCCAGAGCCUCCCUGGGCACCCCAGGGCCUCCCUGGGCACCCCAGAGCCUCCUUAGGCAUCCCAGGGCCUCCUCAGGCACCCCAGAGCCUCCUCAGGCACCCCGGGGCUUCCUCAGACACCCCAGAGCCUCCCUGGGCACCCCAGGGCCUCCUUGGGCACCCCAGAGCCUCCUCGGGCACCCCAUGUCCUCCUCAGACACCCCAGGGCCUCCCUGGGCACCCCAGGGCCUCCCUGGGCACCCCAGAGCCUCCUCGGGCACCCCAGGGCCUCCUUGGGCACCCCAGAGCCUCCUCAGACACCCCAGAGCCUCCUCAGGCACCCCAGGGCCUCCUUGGGCACCCCAGAGCCUCCCUGGGCACCCCAGAGCCUCCUCAGACACCCCAGGGCCUCCCUGGGCACCCCAGGGCCUCCUUGGGCACCCCAGAGCCUCCUCGGGCACCCCAUGUCCUCCUCAGACACCCCAGGGCUUCCCUGGGCACCCCAGGGCCUCCCUGGGCACCCCAGAGCCUCCUCAGGCACCCCAGAGCCUCCCUGGGCACCCCAGGGUCUCCUCGGGCACCCCAGGGCCUCCCUGGGCACCCCAGAGCCUCCCUGGGCACCCCAGGGUCUCCUCGGGCACCCCAGGGCCUCCCUGGGCACCCCAGAGCCUCCUCGGGCACCCCAGAGCCUCCUUGGGCACCCCAGAGCCUCCCUGGGCACCCCAGGGUCUCCUCGGGCACCCCAGGGCCUCCCUGGGCACCCCAGGGUCUCCUCGGGCACCCCAGGGCCUCCCUGGGCACCCCAGAGCCUCCCUGGGCACCCCAGAGCCUCCUCGGGCACCCCAGAGCCUCCCUGGGCACCCCAGGGUCUCCUCAGGCACCCCAGAGCCUCCUUAGGCACCCCAGAGCCUCCUCGGGCACCCCAGAGCCUCCCUGGGCACCCCAGAGCCUCCUUAGGCACCCCAGAGCCUCCUCGGGCACCCCAGAGCCUCCCUGGGCACCCCGGGGCUUCCUUGGGCACCCUGGGGCUUCCUUGGGCACCCCAGGGCCUCCUCGGACACCCCAGGGCCUCCUCAGACACCCCAGGGCCUCCUCAGACACCCCAGGGUCUCCUCGGGCACCCCAGGGCUUCCUUGGGCACCCCAUGUCCUCCUCAGACACCCCAGAACCUCCCUGGGCACCCCGGGGCUUCCUCAGACACCCCAGGGUCUCCUCGGGCACCCAAUGUCCUCCUCAGACACCCCAUGUCCUCCUUGGGCACCCCAGGGUCUCCUCGGGCACCCCAGGGCCUCCUCUCCCUCCAGGUGCCCCCCAUGCCUGCUCAGGGCCUGGCAGUGCUGGUCCUGCCCCAAUUAAAGGUGGAUUUUCCCUCC
Molecule: messenger RNA, 3769 nt
Organism: Haemorhous mexicanus (house finch)
Lineage: Eukaryota; Metazoa; Chordata; Aves; Passeriformes; Fringillidae
Gene: AAAS
Product: aladin WD repeat nucleoporin
Exons: 17
Coding region: 101-1651 (516 amino acids)
Biological process (GO): nucleocytoplasmic transport
Cellular component (GO): nuclear pore
Molecular function (GO): protein binding
Source: RefSeq, a predicted model, not a curated record